Molecule: messenger RNA, 315 nt
Organism: Entrophospora sp. SA101
Lineage: Eukaryota; Fungi; Glomeromycota; Glomeromycetes; Entrophosporales; Entrophosporaceae
Source: the annotation of a GenBank genome assembly
AUGGUUUCAAGCAACAAUGAUGGUGUAUCUAAAUUAUCAGGAAGACUUCCUCCACAUCCAGGUAGGCCUGACAAAAAACAACACAAGAAAGGCAUACAGGUUGUGGAGGUCAAGAGUGACAUGUCAAGUUCUCCUAUUGCAGGGUAUUUUUCUGGAGAAUAUGAUGGGCAAGAAUUAGAUCCAGUAUUGUUUCUUGUAGAGACUGAGGUGGAAUAUGAUGUUGAUAAUAGCAAACAUCCUUUUAAUCAUGAUGAAUGGAUUCUAAAAUCUGGCCUAGCAGUAAUUGAUCUUUUAAAAAUCGCAGCUGGUAUUUGA